AUGUCUUUUGCUUACAGAUGCUUGAGUGCACAGAAGGAAGAACGCAACAUGCCACGGACAACAGAGAUAGCACAGCCAGACCCUUCAGAUUCCAGAUCAAUAAUUGAAUGCAUCAGCGAACUUGAGGCCUCUUCCUCUCGCUGCCCCUCUGCUUCGACUUCUUCCUACAAUUUCCAGCCUCAUCGUCGCGUCGCGACUGGACAAAUUGAACCCCUUUACUGUUCUCAGCUGGAUUACAGUCGCCCUUGCCCCAGAGAACCUCCGGCAUUCGGUCUAUAUCCCUCUUCUGCUCAACUCAACUAUCAGUCUUCUUCAACUCACAAUUCCUGCGGGACUGCCCUCCCCAAUCACCCUCAAUCUUAUCCUAGUAUACCGUUUCCGCCUUCUCCCGGGCCACCUAACAUUGUUGCUGUACCUCGCAAGCCCCCUUAUCAUAGUAUUCUAUUCAGGAAAAAAAAGGCGUUAUACAAAAAAAGGCUUCGACAAUCUCAGUCUCAAAGUUCUGUGUCUCAGUCUACCGAAAACCCAGCUCGAAUUGCUAUUACUCUUGCUCCGCCUGACUUAACCGUCCGCAGUAUGGACCAACGUCCGGGAGCGCGGCUCAGUGGUGAACUCUCGCUUGAACUUUGGCCGCAUGACGCAGCCCAACAGCAUACCGCAAAUUCUGGCCAACAUCAACCUUCUCCGGGACAACCUACUCAAUUGCGCAACCCAGGCAAGACCCUUCUUGAAGCUCCUCCCAUGAGACCUCAACGGGCUACCACAGAUCCCGACCAAUGGACCUUUCUCGCACCACUGGUUCAUCCCAGAACAUCAGACGAGCCUUCUUUACACUCUAAUUUCGAAGCGCCCCUCCCAACGCUUUUUCAGCAACAAACGGGAAAUACAUCUUAUCCUGAGACGGCCCACUCCGGAAACGAUCUUCUACUGCCGCCUUCCGGUGUCGAUGAAUCUUUCCCUGCUCAAUAUUCAUGGGAGACAUUUAUUAGAGAUGAAUUGGAACGUCGCGUUACACUGGAGCAAGAGAACCAAACGCCUAGUAUGACAGCCAUAGAUCCGUAUCCCGGAUCGAACCUUUAUCCUGGAGUUAUGACGGCACCUACCGCCAAUGUACAGUUACAUAAUCAUGCCCAAGCGGUCAAUCUCAUGGAUCGUGCAACCGCGCCUAGUACCAUGCCUCAAAGCUCGAUGUCACAGGGCACCCUGGCGGGCUCCAGUUUCCCCAGUCUGCCCUCAGUUCCCGCCACGCAGCAGCGUCGUAACCAUACGGAAGCAUUCACAAUGGAAAACAGACGUCGUUCGAGGCCGUUGGAAUACCCGAACACCCGUCGUCGCAUUCAAUCCGAAGCACAGCAGGGUUCAUCGGCACCACUCAAUGCAAACCUGAACCGCCAGCAAUCAGCUAAUGACCCGAGCAGACCCUUAGCCGUCGCUCAAGAGAGCAACCGCCCUUCGAAUGCUGCUAUGCGCUAUGCUACCCUUCAACGUGCAGCGCUUUUGGAGAGAAGGGCGACUGGAACUCAUCCACGACGUACCGAAGCCGCAAGAGAGACUAUGUCAAAGGGCCUCGAUAAUCAGAAUGACGGACGGCCGAGCCCCAAAGAAAGCUCCGAAAUGAAGGUUGAUUUUGAAUGCCAGAUUUGCCUAAGCCAGGUAGUUGAUACGGUUAUUAUUCCGUGCGGCCAUGCGAUCCUUUGUCGAUGGUGCGCAGAGCAGUACAUUCCGACCAAUCCGGCGAGUCCGACGAGGCCCUUGGGUGGGAGUCCUAAUCGGUUGUGGCAGUACCGGAUUUUCACACCGUGA
Molecule: messenger RNA, 1803 nt
Organism: Uncinocarpus reesii 1704
Lineage: Eukaryota; Fungi; Ascomycota; Eurotiomycetes; Onygenales; Onygenaceae
Exons: 4
Coding region: 1-1803 (600 amino acids)
Source: RefSeq, a predicted model, not a curated record